Molecule: messenger RNA, 618 nt
Organism: Quercus robur (English oak)
Lineage: Eukaryota; Viridiplantae; Streptophyta; Magnoliopsida; Fagales; Fagaceae
Exons: 1
Coding region: 1-618 (205 amino acids)
Source: RefSeq, a predicted model, not a curated record
AUGGAUGCUAUGAGCUGCGCCUUGUGCAGAGCCGCUCGAUUUCCAUUCUCAGACGACAUUGAACGGGCCCCAAUGCUAAGCAAAUUCAUGCAGCCACCAUUUAACUCCUAUGACAGGAAAACGGAUCCGGUAGAGCACGUUAGUCAUUAUAUCUACAUGAUGUCUCUACAUACACGCAAUGACGCGCUGAUGUGUAAGGUAUUUCCCUCAAGUCUCGGCCCUACGACAUUGAGAUGGUUUAAUGGGUUACGAAAAGGCUCCAUUCACGGCUUUAUUGAGCUAAUUCAGGAAUUUGUUGCCCGGUUUGUAACGUGCAGCCGGGUGCCACAACCGAUGCUCGCACUAUUGUCUAUGAAGAUGAGGGUCGGCGAAACCCUUCGUGGUUAUGCUAGUUGGUAUUGGGAGCUUUACAAUGAAAUUGGUGGGGCCAACAAAAAGAUUGCAACAAGCACUUUUAGGAUGGGGCUACUCGAGGACUCUAAACUACAGGAAUCAUUAACGAAGAGGCCUCUCAAGGAUAUGAGGCAACUCAUGAGGCGUAUUGAGGAGUAUAAACGCCUCGAGGAUGAUCGGCUGCAAAAUAACGGCAAGACCCUACUAUUAAAUCGUCCUCGGUAA